Grosmannia clavigera kw1407 is the source of this 2601-nucleotide messenger RNA. Its product is annotated as nacht and ankyrin domain containing protein. Gene Ontology annotation, molecular function: protein binding. The coding region runs from base 1 to 2601 and encodes 866 amino acids. The transcript is spliced from 4 exons. The record is from RefSeq and is a predicted model, not a curated record. NCBI's taxonomy places the organism in Eukaryota, Fungi, Ascomycota, Sordariomycetes, Ophiostomatales, Ophiostomataceae.
AUGUCGCUAAUGAAAUAUAGCGGGCGCUGGAAAGACGACUCUGGCCUUAUCCAACGUCGAGCUGCUCUCCCGGAUGACGUGCGCGACCUUUACAACCGUUACCUCAGGAAUAGGACGCGUCCAGAUCUGGAAGUGCUUGCUCGGCUGCUCGAGCGAGAGGCGAAACUCUUACCAGUCUUUGUCGUGGUAGAUGCUCUUGACGAGUGUCCUGAACGCAACAACACAAGGGAUGAGCUGAUCGCCGAGUUCCAAAAGCUGUCACAGAACGCACAUGUCCUGAUUACCUCUAGAUACUCUCAAAAGAUCGAAAACAGUCUUGGAGGUUUCCCACAAAUCGAUAUCAAAGCAACCGAUGACGACGUUAGGCGAUACGUCGAGGCACGCAUUGAACAAAAGAAGUCGCUGUCAGGGCAUGUCAGAUCGACACCGUCACUAAGGGAGGAAAUUUCCGAGACCAUCACUCGGAACUGUCAAGGAAUGUUUCUGCUUGCUCAGUUACACAUGGACAGUCUGGCGAGAAAGUUGAAUAUCCGCGGCGUCCGAGCAGCAUUGCGCAGCUUGCCUAUAGAACUUGACGAGACCUACGAACAGGCGCUGCAACGGAUAAAAACCCUUGACGAGGAGAAAACUUCCCUAGCCUACAGAGUGUUAUAUUGGAUUUCAUAUUCCUACCGGCCACUCACCGUUGCGGAACUAAAGCACGCCUUGGCCACUGAGCCAGACGACGACGAUCCCAACGACGAUCUCGACGAUGAUUUCGACGAAGAUGGCCUCUAUGAAACGGAUCUUAUGGUGACGGUAUGCGCUGGCCUGGUAACCGUGGACGAGGAAAGCAACCAGAUCCGCCUAGUGCACUACACAGCGCAGGAUUACUUUGAGCGUAUUCGCACGGGUCUGUUUCUCGGAGCACCUUCAACCAUAGCCAUGACCUGUCUGCGGUACUUGUUAUUCAAACCGUUUUCUGAGAUACAUUGCUCAACCGAAGAGGAGCUCGCAGCACGCCUUGACAAAUACCCAUUUUUAGGGUACGCGGCCAGCUACUGGGGAGAUCACAUACGUGACGAAAUGAACGACGAUAUCCGUAGGCUUGCCCUAGAAUAUUUGGGCAACAGCAUCCGCAUCCUGAGUACCUAUCAAGCGAUCGACGAGGCAAAGCAGCUUCGACUUUCCCCGAUCAAAAGUAUAAACUGUGGGAAAAUCACCCGACUUCACGUCGCCGCCUUGUUCAAUCUCGUCGAUAUUGCACGAAAUAUACAAACAGGGUGGGCCGACGUUAAUGCUAGAACGGACUGGGGUAUGACACCACUCUAUGUAGCGGCGGAGGCGGGCCAUACUCCAAUGGUCGACUUCCUGUUGCAGGCAGGGGCAAAUGUGGCAUCCAAAAAAAUCGGUGGCCUAACACCGUUGCAUAUAGCCGCUCGAAAUGGACACGAGCCUGUGAAAGACGCCGUGGCGUAUGGCAGAAAGAGACUUGCCGACAAAGAGCCUUCUUCUCCCACACUAGAUAAAAACGACGAAAUCAGAAACAGAGACAAGUCCGACUACGAGUCCGGCUACGAGGAGCUGGGCAGGACCCCGUUGAACCGCGCUGCUGAAAAGGGUCACGAUGCUUUGGUUCUCAUGCUUCUAAACAAUAAGGCCAACAUAUCUGCAACCGACGAAAAAGGUCAGACGGCGCUCCAUCAAGCCUCCCAAGCCGGUCACAUCAAGGUUGUGGAGCACUUGAUCGCUACAGGCAUAGAUGUCUUGACCAGAGAUGAAAGCGGUCAAUCUGCGUUGCACUAUGCGGCACGGACAGGUCAAGAAGCGAUAAUCAGAGUACUGAUGCAGAACAAUGCAGACGUGCUAGCGGAGGACUUUGAGGGGAAAACAGCAGUUGACAAGGCUGCCAUGAAUGAACACGAGACUGUCGUCAAGAUACUGCUGGAGCACAUGGGCAAGGAAGAUGAGACUGAGCGAUGGAUAGCAACUGCGCUUCUCCGCCGUGCAGUUGAGCAGGCAGACGAAGUCGAAGUCGACGCUCUAUUGAGGAAGGGGGCAGAUCCAAAUGUGAGUGUCAAGUGGGACGUCCCGCUUUUACACUUUGCCGUUACACGUGAGGAUGCCGAUGUGCUACAGCUCCUACUGGUGAAUGGCGCCGAUGUCGACAUAAAGGAGAGCUACGGCAGGACUCCUUUGCAUUGGGCGGCCUAUAGAGGCUACAGCACUGGUGUUCGGCUCUUGCUCGGCCACGGCGCCGAUAUUCAAGCAGCCGAUAACGAUGGGGCAACACCACUGCAUAUGGCAACGGAAUUUCAUGGAAGUGCUCUAGUGGUGGAGCAACUACUCCAGCACGGAGCACAACCAAAUGCAAAAGACAGGAACGGAGAAACAGCCCUGUCGUGGUUGUUCGGCUUAGGAAUAGAUGGGUGUAUGCCUCUCAUGGACGAGAAAGUCAGCCCCUUAACCCCCUGGACUGAAGACCGAACGGAAGAUGAUGAACAGAAGAGCGAACAGCAGGUCGAAGCCAAACAAGAGUCCAAUCACCGUCUUGCCGUGCUUGAUCUUCUCAUUCUAGCAGGGGCAGAUCUAGAUGCAAGCUAUGCUUUGUUGUCACACUAG